This is a messenger RNA of Prorocentrum cordatum, 267 nucleotides long. The record is from the annotation of a GenBank genome assembly. NCBI's taxonomy places the organism in Eukaryota, Dinophyceae, Prorocentrales, Prorocentraceae.
GACCUCGACUACGCCGUCGCGUACUUCGACCUGGCCGAGUGCUUCGAGUACGUGACCCACGUGAAGGCCAAGGCGUGGGGGGCUGGGCCACGCUGGGGCUUCAACCGCAUCACCCUGAUAAUGGUCCUGAGGAUCUAUCCCGCGGUGCGGGUGAUCGCCCUGGAGGACUGCUGCGCGCAAGGGGGCCGAUGGGCGCGAUGCAUCGUCGCUGGCAACCGCUUCGCGCCCUUCUGCCUGCAGACCGUGAUCCUCGUCGAGCUGGACGGG